CCUCAAAACCAAAACAACCGCGUCAUGACAAAUGUAGGGAUUACUUAAUUCUCCGCUUUUGAUUCAAUUUACACUCGAUGCAUUAGAUCACUGAUAACAGGAAAUAAAAGCUCAUUGGGGAAAUCGCUCGUGGUGCGACAGAAUGUCUGAUGACUUCAGCCAGUCUCUGACUCCCCCAGUGUCCCCAUUCACUUCAGACAGUCAUUGUGAUCCGAUUCCUGCGCGUCCACCGCAUUUCUGCUGCUCUGAGGUUAAAGAUGAAGCCGCUGCUGCUCUGUCACCUGAAGGAUACGCUGCCAGAGGCUCCCUGAAACGGAUGCUGUUACGGCUGGACCCAGCACCAGCUGAGUGUGAGGCAGACACGGUAGAGAUCUUUGGCUUCGUCUGGGUGACGGAGACGGCACUGGUGGAAAAAACCAAACUACUCUUUGGUCUGUUCAGACAAAAUGUUUACAAACUGGAGACUUUGGUCAAGUCCUCCUCUCAUGACUUUGGACUGGCAGGCAACCUCCACUAUGAGGCAGACGAUCUUCGACAGCAGUGCGUUUUAUUUCUCCAGUACGUGAAAGUCUUCUUGCACAGAUACGUUGAGCCCAGCAGCUCCAUGGAUGCAGGUCCGUCUCAGCCUCACGAGGAGCUGGAGCUGCAGUUUCCCUCGGCUCUGCUGGAGGAGCUGUUUGGCCUCACUCUCCUUACUGGUCGACUCAAGGAUCUGCCGGCCAACGUUCAGAGUGCUCUGGUUAUACAAAACCCAGGAAAGAUUUUUCCUCCCUCCUGGCAUUUACUGCACCUUCAUCUUGACAUCCACUGGUCAGUCUUGGAGAUACUGCACAUACUUGGUCACAAGAUGCAAGGGCAGGUGGUGUACGCCCACCAGUUUGUAAAUCUGACAGGAGAGAACCUGACUGAUACCAGUCUGUUUGAAGACCACCUGUGCAGUCUGCUCUGUGACCUCACAGGUCUGGCCAUGGGCAAAUACAGCAAGGUGAGGCCCACAGAGGUGUUGAGCAGCAAUCAUUACCUGUGCACCUGCACAAAAGAGAUCUGGAUUCUGAUCAUGCACCUCCUGGAAUACAGGAAUAAAACACUGCACACACAGUCUUUCUGGAGCUACAUGAACUCACUGCUGAAGCCCCUGGCUUUGGGGCAGCCCGGGGCAGAUGGCUUCUCUGGGUUGCCCUCUCAUUGUAAAGACCCUCUGGGCUUCACGUGGUGGCUGGUCACUCAUUUGACCAUGUUGGGCCAGUACAGCCGGAAUGGUACGAUCCAGAGUGAGAAACACCUGGACGAUAACUGGACGUUUGUUGAAGACUUGCUGAAGUUAACCUGUAACCCAAAGAGGGCGCUUGCUGAGGAGCAGGUGAGGAUGCACGUCCACUGCUGCCUCACUCUGUGUCUGCUGUGGGGAUCCAGCACCACUGCCGUCUCCAUCCUCUGGGAUUAUUACAGUAAGAACCUGAACGCCUCGUUCACUGUGCCCUGGCUGGGGGUGUCUGCUUUGAGAACGCAGUUCAAGACGCCUCUGGCUGUGCUGGAGGAGGCCCGCCGCCUCGGAUGUCCCUCUCCCGUCCGCUCUCCGGGACACACCCAGCUGUACCGCUCGGCCAGCUCCUUCCACAUCUUCCUCAGAGUGCUGGCCCUGUGCCUCGGCCAGGACGGAGUGGGUGGAGUCCCACAGAGACAAAUCAAGGGCAGAAUUUACUCCAAGUUCUCCUCAAAGAAGAUGCUGGAGCUGUCUGAAGCAGGCCUCAUGAAUUUUCUGCUGCUCUUUCUGGUGGUGGCCCGGCAGGUAGAGCUGGAGGACGUGGCCAGCAGGUUCUGUGAGCUGCUCGGCUUUUUGCCCUCCAACCGCCCCCCGGCACACCGCUCACUGGUAUGGAGGGGGCAGUUGGCAUUGCUGUUGCUCUUUCAGGAGAGAGGUCUGGAUGUUGGGGUCCAGGCCAGCUGGUUGGCGGCUUCCUUUAAUGAGACGGCCAAGGAGUUCUACAACAAAACCACGGAGGCCUCCCGCAGACAAGCCCUCUGGGGGCCUCUGGGCUCCUACCUGGAUGGUGUGGCUGAGGUGUUUGAGAUGAGCUCCAGCCUCAGCCUGUCAGAGGAGAAGCUGCUCAGUGAGGGCUUUGACUGGCUGCUUCCUGCUUGUCGCCAGUCGGAGCUGAACUCGGCGCUGAGCUUCCUGCAGGUCGUCCUGGCGCAGCUCAGGCGGGUCCAUCAGCUCACUGUCCAGUCAGCGGCCACGCCAGCCUGGGCUCCUCCUCUCAACAGUGUGGUUAAAGAGCGCCACCUAGCGGUAGCUGCUGCCUUGUGGACGCACUUCUUCCCCUUUCUGCGCAGCCUGCGCCUCUCCCAAACCCCCCCAGCACAGUUGGCAGACACCGCAGCAGGUUUCACUUUGCUGGCAUUUGAUCUGCCCAGUUCUGCCCCCCAGGACCUUCAACCCAACCCGCUUCAGUCCAUCAUGCAGUGUUUUGGCUGGGAUGAUAUGGUUAACCCGCUUCUGGUAACUCGCUACCUUCCCCAUCUGCUCCAGAACAGCGAGCUGGUGUCCUCGCUCAGCAGCGGCUCUGGUGCUGCUGCUGGUUCUGCACAGAGCCUCUCUGUGAAGGCCUGGUUCAGAUGUGUCCUGCAGCAGCAUCUCCACAGGAACCUCCAUGGGACAGACAGCAAAACUGGCCGGGCUGUGGGGGAACAGCUGAGUGAACUCACCCGCCUCGUGCUGAGGCUCCCAGAAGUAGAGGAUCUUCUGCAGAAAGCUGCCCUUCAUCCCGCAUCCAGCAGGUUGGAGCCCACUGCAGCUCUGGAGAUGUUUGUCAAGGCGGUGGGCAGUGUCUACAGUGGACUCUCACUCUUAUCUGAGCGAUCGGCCAUGAUUACCAGAGCUCUCAGCUACAUUGGUGACAUCUUAAAAUACAUUAACCCUUAUGUGGUGAGCAAGAACCACGAGGGGAUACAGCUGGCAUACUGGGCUGUGGGUUGUGUAGUGAAACACUGGAGCCCCCUGCUGGCCACUUCCAGAUGUCAGCAGCUGUUGUUCCGCAUUGUGGAUGGUCUGCUGCUUCCUCACAACCUCCCUCAGGACAAAGCUCUGAGGGACAGCCUGCCUUUGUAUCUACAGGGUCUGUCGGUGGCCUCAGGUGUGUCUCAGUCUCAGGGGGUUUACCUGAAGCAGCAGCUGCGCUCUGUAACCUGCAGAUAUCUGGACCACUUCCUGCCUGCCUCGCCGUAUGUUGGCAGCAUCGCCAACCACCCCGUGCUUCUGGCUGCGUGUGAGCCCAGCCCAACUGUGCGGGGGGCUGCACUGAGGAGGACCAUCCUGGGGGUGCUGUGUGACAACUUUCUUCAGUUCAAAGGUCACACCCCCCCUCCUCGCCUCGCAUCGGUCCUGAUCUUCCUGUUUGAGCUCCUGAGGAGAAACACGGACUCUGACGUCACCCUCCUCACCGUCCCCCUCCCCUCUCUGCUGCGUUGCUUGAUGCUGGUCAAUGAGCCACAAGUGAGGAAGACGAGCUUAGAUGCUCUGCAGCUUGUGGUGGAGCGAUGUGCCGUUGCGUCAUCCGAAGGACCAUGCGAGCAGAUGAUUGCAGUGUUACGGUCAUUUGUGGAGGAGAAUGAAGGGGUGUACGCCAGGCAGGUGUACGGCGUUUUGGAGACGGUAGCUGUGUUGGAUCCCAGUGUGGUUCAAGCUCUCAUUCCCAGUCUGUCCCAAAGUCUGAGAAGCUGUGAGCACAAACAAGGACUGGGCAAGAACAUCACCCUGAGGAGUGCAUAUGUGAAGCUGCUGAGUCUGCUGGGAGAGAGUGGGCAGGCAGAAAUCACCAAUCUGGAGAGCGACUAAGACGUUCCUACCAAAGAAAAACGUGGACCUUUUUUACUGAAACGUCCAUCGCUGCUGCACAAAGCUGAAUGAGUAGUACUUUUUUUUAUAAGGAAUGCCUAUUAAAAUGUUACUAAACUGUACUUAAUGUAAAUUGUAUGUGGAAAUCACAGUCUUACAUUUAGGAAAAUGUUUGAGAAUAAAACAAAAAGUGAUGUUCAAA
Messenger RNA from Oryzias latipes (Japanese medaka), 4037 nucleotides. RefSeq names its product MMS22-like, DNA repair protein (gene mms22l). Gene Ontology annotation, biological process: replication fork processing; double-strand break repair via homologous recombination. The record is from RefSeq and is a predicted model, not a curated record. Gene Ontology annotation, cellular component: nuclear replication fork. NCBI's taxonomy places the organism in Eukaryota, Metazoa, Chordata, Actinopteri, Beloniformes, Adrianichthyidae.